CUGGGUGCAGUUCAGUUUCGUUCUCAGUUGCGCUCUACCUUUCGCCGGGUUUGCAUUCCCAGCUUGAUUUCUUCCGAGACAAAUAUUUUUUGGAGGUUGCUUAUCUCGUAGCUUAUCCAGCAAGCAUAAUGUCGCUCAUCCACUCCGUCCAAGAUAAGUCGGACUUUGACACCCAGCUCAAGGAUGCUGGAAACAAGCUUGUUGUCGUCGAUUUCUACGCAACUUGGUGUGGACCGUGUAAAAUGGUGGCUCCCAAAUUGGAGGAAAUGGCGGCCCUAUUCACUGACGUGAUUUUCCUGAAGGUCGAUGUCGAUGAAAAUGAGGAAGUCGCCUCGGAAUACGGAAUCAGUUGCAUGCCAACGUUCAUCUUCAUCAAGAACGGAGAGAAGGUUUCCGAGUUCUCUGGAGCAAACGCCGACAAAAUCAAGGAAUUAAUAGGUACAAACAAGUAAACACGCUCCUCACACUCGGUUUCAAAAAACCACUACUACACUAUAUAAUUUAAUGUCAUUAACGAUCUGAUAAGUCUCUUCAAUCAGGACCUAAAUUUUGUUAUUACUCAUUUUAAAAUAGUAAGCAGUCGAAUUUUAUGUUAUCAUAUCCCAUUUUAAUCACAACAUCUCAAUGUUUUACUCAAUUUCUUUUAAAACGACCAAGACAAGAACGAUUUGAUUUGAUACAUAGUCAUCCUUUGUUUUCACAUGUAUUACAUUACAAUAAAUGAAACUUAAAUAUGGAUCAUUCCAACAAUAAUAAUUAAAAGCAACUAAGAAAACAGAAACUUUUAUGAAUUGUUAAAAUUCAACACUAUAUAUUUCUAAUUUUAAUUUCUCACAAGCUGUAGAAAUUUGCAUGUAAUGCGAUUUAGAAAAAAUUGUAAUUUGACAUUAAUUCGUUGAUUGGACUAUACUACUGCCCUUGAUUUGAAAUUUUCGAAAUAAAUAUGACGACUUGUUAAAAACAAA
Messenger RNA from Folsomia candida, 965 nucleotides. It is a transcript of the gene Trx2, whose product is annotated as thioredoxin-2. The record is from RefSeq and is a predicted model, not a curated record. NCBI's taxonomy places the organism in Eukaryota, Metazoa, Arthropoda, Collembola, Entomobryomorpha, Isotomidae. Bases 129 to 452 code for a protein of 107 amino acids. Gene Ontology annotation, molecular function: protein-disulfide reductase activity. The transcript has 5 exons.